Molecule: messenger RNA, 3411 nt
Organism: Armigeres subalbatus
Lineage: Eukaryota; Metazoa; Arthropoda; Insecta; Diptera; Culicidae
Product: protein SERAC1
Exons: 5
Coding region: 754-3249 (831 amino acids)
Source: RefSeq, a predicted model, not a curated record
AUAGUGCCAGAGUGUAGUACCCACCCAAAUCUCAACCUCGAUCACCAAACCGGCCUUCCAUUCUAUCGGCCGCAAUUAUUUUGCAUUCGCGAAGGUUUUAUUAGCGCCAGGCUAGCCAUCAGGAAAAAGUUCGUUGAUUUCAAAACACCUCAUCGUCAUCCCCGUCGUCGUCAGUCCACAAAGCAGUGAAUGCUAAUCGCUCGUGGAUCGCUGGGUGGUGGGCGGCGGCGAAGAAGGUGACGUGUUUGGAUGUUUUGAUCUGCUGAUGUCGUUGUCUGGCUAGCGGUCUCUUUCGUGCGCACGCUAUGUUCCAUGAGUGAGCAAGCGAAACGACUCUAUGCGCGCAGUCCGUUGGGUGGCUUGUUUACAAAAUUCUAAUAUCGUACGACGGACGUCGAGCCUCCCCAGUACCCUUUUUAAUUCACUGUCGGUUUCGGACAGCUCAUUCAUAAUCCAGAAUCACCAAGAGUCGGAAGUGUUUUAUUCGGGAAGAGGAAAGUCCUCUUCUACGCGAAGUGAUAAUCAACUUACAGCUGCAGCUUAAUCAAAUUGUGAGCUACAUUCGUUUUGAUUGAGAGUGGAGCUUGAAGUGCGAUAAAAUUGUUGCUAGUGCUAGUGCAUAUUGAAAUCAAGCAACGAAGAGUGGAACUCAAGGACAAAUUCCAGUGGACUACAAAUCAAAAGUGGGGUUACGCCCUGUGAAUUUUUGGGAUCAGUUUUGAAGGACUAUAAUGCAGUUUUGAGCACAGAACUAUGUACCACGACUUGAAGCUGUAUAACAAACUGUUCGGUGGAUGUGGGUUGGCAUCAUUCAUUGGCCUUGUAAGCUACGAGGCUUAUCGUACGUACUCAAGCUUGAGUAAUUUGGUGGACACCCGUGUACUGGACAUCGAUCGCAAACGCCCGGACUAUAUUUACAUCAAGCAUCACAUUUAUAGGCAAUCGCUGCAGGAACAGCUGGAGCAGGAACGGGAGAAUAGCCGGUUAGUUAACGUGGUGGUGCAGCCUUUCGGUAAAUGGUGGAAGGCACUAAAACACUCAGUGGCUUGGAGAUUGCUUAAAAUUGCCCAAGAAGGCGACCAGAGCGACAGGUUGAAGGCCAUCAAGCAGCUUGCGCUUAUCGAUCAUUUGAAAGAUUGGGAUUUCCAACAUCUGGCCCAACUAUGUGAUGCUCAGACAGCAAUCUCUCUGGCCCGUUCGAACUGUGAUUCCCGUUGGUUCCUGCCACCGCGUCAGUAUGGAGUGGAAAAGUCAACACACGAAGUGUUGGCCAGCAUCAAAGGGCUCCUCGAAAAGUUAGCACCGGAUCAAUGCGCAGAGUACGUGCUGGAACAUACAUUUACAUCCCAUCAGAUUAAGGAACCGGUCGGCGAUGACGUGGUCGAUCAUAGACUGUACGUUUCACGUUUCGAAAACGAACAGCUGAAACAAGCUCUCAGUGCGUUGGUACAUUUGACCACCGUGGAGAAGAACUGUCGCAAAAUAAUUGAAAAUGGCGGCCUGUUGGAGCUCAUCGAAGUCGAGAAACUGUACAAAGACAACAUUGACAUGAAGCUGAUACUCGCAAGAAUCAUUGCCAACCUCUCUGUUUGUGGAGAUCAUGCCUAUGACUUUUUUGCCAGUGGGUGGAUUAAUAUUCUGUCCAAAUGGCAGCGGGAUGUCGAUAUGCGCAUGCAGGUGACGACCGAUCUCACCCUUUCGAAUCUGGACCAAGAUGAUCCGAACAGCUUCAGCUACGAGUCCAAUGUAUAUCCGUUGUUCCCGAAAGGCCGCAGGAAAAACAAGCCUGAUGUAGAUGUUAUCUUCGUUCAUGGAUUAUUAGGUGGUGUAUUUGUGACGUGGCGACAAAAGGAUCUCAAACCACAGGCAGCUAGUCUUUUAGGUAAGAAACAUUCUUCCGUCAAUCUAACGUCUUCCAAUGUCGAGCAUGCAAGGAAUCAAAUGAACGACCUGUCUGACUCCGCGAAUGCUGGAAGUCUAACAAAAACCGGUUCGACUCCGACUGUUACUGUAAAGGACAAUGCUUCGGGAGAUCUGGCCCCGAAAUCUUUGAUACAACGACAACGACUGUUUAAUUGGUCCGCCAGAAAAUCUUCUUUCGACGACGACGGCGACGCAAAUAAGGCUCAUGCAGAAGAGGGUAUCGCAUCGUACGACGACGCAGAACUGCUCACACUCCAACCGACACCGCCGAAAUCUCAUCCCUCGAUCAGCGACACCGCCACCCAGGAGCUGAUCCAGGCUCUCCAGGAAGACGAACCACUGUCCUCGGAGUGGUCCGUUGUGUUCCCGGAUCUUCCGCUAGUGGCGGACGAAAAGUACACCAGCCCCGGUGUACGCAACAAUCUGGAAGGCCGCUACAGCGUCUCCGGCGAAAAGUGGCUCCAGGAACCGUUGGGUGACGAAUCUAUCGGGCGGUCCUUCUGCUGGCCCAUGGAGUGGCUGCCCAAGGACUUCCCCAACAUUCGCGUUAUCGGUCUCAACUAUGAAUCCUCACUGUCGCAGUGGUCGGCCAGUGGAUGCCCCUGCGAAAAGUACGAUGGAAAGCUGGAGAAACGUGCUGCAGAAUUUCUCAGAAAACUCGCCAAGUCCAACAUCGGUCAGGAUCGUCCCGUCGUUUGGGUUGGUCACUCGAUGGGUGGCCUCCUGAUCAAAAGUAUUAUAAACCAAGCCGCUGCCAGUGAUGAUCCGGGCGUUCGCCAGAUUGCAGCAAAUUCUCGUGCCGUUAUGUUCCUUGGAACGCCUCACAGAGGCAGUGCCAUCGCCAAACUGAAGCAACACACUUCCGCUCUAGUUUGGCCAUCUGUUGAAGUGCGUGAGCUGGAAGAAAACUCCCUUCGUCUACUUCAUCUGCACAAAACGUUCCUUAAAACUAUCAACCAACUGCCAAGAAAGCCGGAGAUUGUGAGCGUAUGCGAGGGUAAUGCCACCGUGCUGACCUCGUUCAAGCUGCCAUUGCAAAUCGUUACGGAAAAAUCUGCACGUCUCGACGAAGGUGAUUUUUACCUGACUAAAGACGACCACUUGAAUCUGAGCAAACCGAUGUGCAGACAAUCGUUCCUCUACCAGAGGCUAAUCAGUACGAUUUGGUGCGCGAUGCAAUCGGCCAAGGAAGCAGGGGAGACGGAUGGAGGACAUAGUUCUGGUGGGGCAAAGGCCGCAGAAAGUGGAAAGAGAUCUAGUUCUGUGUUCAGUGAGCUGUACCGGCAGUUGGGCCAGUUGGACAAAUUGUUCAAUAUAUUUCUUUAAAUGAUUCUUGUUCACCAUGCUUUUAUGUUUUACUAAUGUGUGAUAUGGAAGAAUUUUACCAGCUUUCUAUUUAUUUUGGAACCAAGUAUUCCUUAAUUUUUAUUUUUUAUUUAUUAAUGUUUUUACAAACGAUAACGUGAAAAGUAAAUCUAAAUAUGUUAA